UAACUUGGAACAAACACAAUUCAUGCUGCAAAAAAGUCCAAAACAGAUAAUGGAAACCUAUGUAAGCAUCUCCUGUCCGGCUUUCAUUGCUGCUUGCUUUCUCUAUCCGGUACUUCUUCUAGUCACAAAAAGAUUAUCCUUCCUUCCUUUUUUCUUCACGUUACACCAUAUGAGAUAUAAAACUUUGAUCGUUGAUAUUGAGGCAAAGGAUUAGAUUCCCAUUUGUAUAACCAGUUAGGAUUGGAGGGAUUUCUCCAAAUGCUAAAUCUUGGCAGAUCGAGAACUCAGCCAAGGUCCAACAGAUCGAUGUCAUUUGGAGGCAUGGACUAUCCAGACCCAAAGAAGAAGAGCAACUUUGUAGGAAGAAUCAUUUGGGUUGCUGCCUUCAUUGUAAUAUUCAUUAUGGUGCUCAAGCUGUCUACAAAUUUUAAUAGUCCAUGCCCGUUCUCCCAUCAUGAGCCUGGAGUAAUGCAUGUUCUAGUAACAGGAGGUGCUGGCUAUAUUGGUUCACAUGCUACCUUAAGGCUUCUAAAGGACUCAUACCGUGUAACUAUAGUGGACAACCUCUCACGGGGAAACCUGGGUGCUGUUAAGGUUCUCCAAGCAUUAUUUCCAGAAGCUGGAAGGCUUCAGUUCAUUUAUGCUGACUUGGGGGAUGCAAAAUCGGUUCAUAAAGUAUUCUCUGAGAAUUCAUUUGAUGCUGUUAUGCAUUUUGCAGCAGUUGCAUAUGUUGGGGAAAGUACCCUUGAUCCACUUAAGUAUUAUCAUAACAUUACAUCAAACACCUUGGCGGUAUUAGAGGCCAUGGAAACACAUGGUGUGAAGACAUUGAUAUAUUCUAGUACCUGUGCAACAUACGGGGAACCUGAAAAGAUGCCCAUUACUGAAGAAACUCUGCAGGUCCCCAUUAAUCCAUAUGGAAAGGCUAAAAAGAUGGCAGAAGAUAUUAUCCUUGAUUUUUCUAAAAAGUCAGACAUGGCAGUUAUGAUCUUAAGAUACUUCAAUGUGAUUGGGUCAGAUCCAGAGGGCAGACUAGGUGAAGCUCCAAGACCUGAACUACGUGAACACGGCCGAAUAUCUGGUGCUUGUUUUGAUGCAGCUCGCGCUAUUAUUCCUGGGCUGAAGGUUAAAGGAACAGACUAUGAUACACCUGAUGGCACUUGCAUAAGGGAUUACAUUGAUGUCACUGAUCUGGUUGAUGCUCACGUGAAAGCUCUUGAAAAGGCAGAGCCCAGAAAGAUUGGAAUUUACAACGUUGGCACUGGAAAAGGUAGAUCUGUAAAGGAGUUUGUGGAGGCAUGUAAGAAGGCUACAGAAGUAGACAUCAAGGUUGAUUACCUACCUCGCCGGCCAGGCGACUACGCCAGAGUGUACAGUGACCCUUCUAAAAUCGGGCAAGAACUGAACUGGACGGCACGAUACACCGAUAUUGAAGAGAGUUUGCAGAUUGCCUGGAGAUGGCAAAAGUUGCAUCGUUAUGGCUAUGGAACCCCUUUGGCAGUUUCUUACUGAAAGGAUCACACCAUUCCAUAGCUGUAGGUUAAUGAGAAGAGCCCCAUGCACAUGCAGAGUGCUGAUUUCGGCAACCGUUCUAUUGCUCUCUGAGAACGGAGGUGUUUGAAAUAAGAUAAUCUCUUUAGGAGGUAAGAGUAGGAUGCAACCCAUUUGUUACAUGCAUUAUAAC
Molecule: messenger RNA, 1684 nt
Organism: Juglans microcarpa x Juglans regia
Lineage: Eukaryota; Viridiplantae; Streptophyta; Magnoliopsida; Fagales; Juglandaceae
Product: UDP-arabinose 4-epimerase 1-like
Exons: 11
Coding region: 259-1512 (417 amino acids)
Biological process (GO): beta-D-galactose catabolic process via UDP-galactose, Leloir pathway
Cellular component (GO): cytosol
Molecular function (GO): UDP-glucose 4-epimerase activity
Source: RefSeq, a predicted model, not a curated record